UAAUAAUGGUUAUAUGGUAUUAUUUAUAAUUAAAAUAAUUAUGAUUUUAUAUAAAUAUGCUUACUCACUUUGUUGUAUAAUUAAGCAUAUAUUUUAUGUGAAUGGUUACCGUGGAAACAGAGUAGUACACAAAAAUUGUCUUCAAGGACAUGAUACAGCAAUAUGGAAAAAUUAAAAAUUGUAUUGUAGUGAAAAAUAUAAAUAAUUAUGCAAGCUUUAAAGUUAGUUGUAAUUGGACCAUUGGAGAGUGGUAAAACCACAAUAUCAAAUUUUCUUGCUGAUGCUUCAGAAAUUCCUAACUAUUAUCAUCCAACAUAUGGUGUAAGAAUACUGGAAGCAGAAGCACAAGGAAUUAUAGUAAAUAAUAAAACUGUUUCAAAAGAUAUUGAAUUAUGGGAUUGCAGUGGUGAUUACAAAUUUAAAACUUGUUGGCCCGCUAUAAAGAAAGAUUUACAUGGUGUGAUGUUAAUAUAUAGUAGAAGAAAACAAAAUUGUUUAAAAGAAAUGCAGGACUUCUAUGAUUAUUUUGUUACGCAGACUAAAUUAGGUCCUGACAUGUGUGUAAUAUUUUGUUAUGAUCCAGAUAAAACUCAAUCAGAAUUAUCAAAAUCAAUUUCAUCCGCGUUUCCCAAAGUAUCACAUGUUAGAUGUGACAUAGAAGAAAGUGGUAAUAAAUUGCAGGCUGACUUUCGUUCAUUUUUAAGCUCACUCAUGACUAAAAUGCAAGACUAUGUGGAUCAAGAAGAAAAAACGAUAUUAACAAAUAACAUUUUAUUUGUUAAAUAAUUAUUAUAUUAUCAGGUCAGUCCAAAAGUUCGUGCGCAUUUAGCUCGUGUGGUAUCCACUUUCCAAGCUUGGAUACUUUUCUAAUCUCCUUUAAGGAGUUACAUGGGUUUGGGACUUUCAAACAAAUUUUUUUUUUUUUAUUUUUUUUUUUUUUCAAUUCUACAACUCAUCUAGAAUAUUGUAUUCAAUUUUGAAGUCGAUAGGAGUAGUAGUUUUAAAGAUAGAGCCCUGGGAAGUUUCACUCUUUAAUAGCUCUUAUACCAGCACUCAAAUCUUUAAACGUGUUUUUCUCAAAACGCUUUUACUAAAGUCGGUUGUCAAGAUUUCUC
Molecule: messenger RNA, 1115 nt
Organism: Polistes canadensis
Lineage: Eukaryota; Metazoa; Arthropoda; Insecta; Hymenoptera; Vespidae
Product: intraflagellar transport protein 22 homolog
Exons: 4
Coding region: 208-786 (192 amino acids)
Molecular function (GO): GTPase activity; GTP binding
Source: RefSeq, a predicted model, not a curated record